This is a messenger RNA of Mobula hypostoma (lesser devil ray), 553 nucleotides long. RefSeq names its product NADH:ubiquinone oxidoreductase subunit A5 (gene ndufa5). The record is from RefSeq and is a predicted model, not a curated record. Gene Ontology annotation, biological process: respiratory electron transport chain. The transcript has 5 exons. Lineage: Eukaryota; Metazoa; Chordata; Chondrichthyes; Myliobatiformes; Myliobatidae. Bases 116 to 466 code for a protein of 116 amino acids.
GGUCGGCCUCCGGUCUCCCAGCUCUCGGCACUCCACUCAUCGAGUCUGGAACCGGCGGCAGCUCGGCGUUCGUUUAACCGGGCUGGAGGCGGUCCCACAAUCCACCGCUGCAACCAUGGCCGGAGUCCUUAAGAAGACCACUGGACUGGUGGGUCUUGCUGUGGCCCAGAAUCCUCUUGAGCAAUUGAAAAUUUUGUACACAAGAGUCCUCACAGUACUUGAGUCAAUCCCUCCAGAAGCAGCAUAUAGGAAGUACACUGAGCAGAUCAUCAAUGAAAGAUUUAACAUGAUCAAAACAGAGCAUAAUACUCAAAAAAUAGAAGACAAAAUCAACUGUGGCCAGAUAGAAGAAAUUAUUUCACAGGCUGAGAGUGAACUUUCUCUCGCAAAGAAAAUGGCCAAGUGGAAACCUUGGGAGCCAUUAAUAGAAGAAGCCCCUCACAACCAAUGGAAAUGGCCAAUUUAAACUCUGUAUUUUUUUUUGUUCUGUAAACUAUAGUAGUUAAUUUUGUGCUGUAUAAAUGUCAUUAAAAUGGUUCCCUACAAACAUCGA